Podarcis lilfordi (Lilford's wall lizard) is the source of this 7899-nucleotide messenger RNA. Lineage: Eukaryota; Metazoa; Chordata; Lepidosauria; Squamata; Lacertidae. The record is from the annotation of a GenBank genome assembly.
GGUUACUAGAAAACGGCUCUCCGCCUCGCCUGCGCCUCCGUCGGUGCCGCCCAGAAGCGCAAGGAAAACAGCCGCGGUGUGGCAAUGUGGCGGCUUCUCCGCAGCAGCCUCCUGCAGCUCGGCCGUCGGGGCUCUCCCUCCGUGAGUAUCUUCAUCGCCACAGGCGUUCAACCCUGGCUGUGGAUGCGCGCUUCGGAGGAUGGCAGUGGUCCAGAAAGGGACGCGCGUCUUCUUGGCGCCGCGGUGCCAUUGGCUCCGUGCGUCUUUGCGCGACCGAGGGCACCUGGAUCAAGUCAAUCUAGUUCAGCCCCUGGCCAGACAGGUGACACUGAGUCAGACCAUUACAUCGAGUCAGACCAUUCAUCCCCCUAGCUUAGGACAGUAUAUUGCCGGGGUGGGAGAUGAAAUGGCUGCAGCGCUGGUUCUGAAAAGCUGGUGCGCUCCUCCGAGGGCGAGAGGUGCAAAACUUAUUUUUAAGGAGAGUGAGUGCCAAAUGCCAGAACCGAGGGACUUCCGGCUGGCGCAGGCACUUGAUUUCUUCAGUUUUGCCUUGCAGUGUUUCCCCCGCACCUCCCUCUGGUCACCUAUAUGCCAUGCGCAACCAUUAAAGUAAAUCGAAGAGGGAGAAAGUGGGAAGCCCUUCCAGUGAUGCUGCGGAGCAUCUCUACGUGCCCUUUUCAUUAUUUAUUGCCUCAGCACAACUGGUCUUUUUAGGGUAAAGGUAAAGGGACCCCUGACCAUUAGGUCCAGUCGUGGCUGACUCUGGGGUUGUAGCGCUCAUCUCGCUUUACUGGCCGACGGAGCUGGUGUUCAGCUUCCGGGUCACGUGGCCAGCAUGACUAAGCCGCUUCUGGCGAAACUAGAGCAGCGCACGGAAACGCCGUUUACCCUCCCACUGGAGCGGUACCUAUUUAUCUACUUGCACUUUGACGUGCUUUCGAACUGCUAGGUUGGCAGGAGCAGGGACCGAGCAACGGGAGCUCACCCCGUCGCGGGGAUUCGAACCACCGACCUUCUGAUCGGCAAGUCCUAGGCUCUGUGGUUUAAACCACAGUGCCACCCGCGUCCCUUCUUUUUAGGUUAGUGGUUCUAAAAAAAAUUCUCUGGGUCACACCUUCAGAACAAAAAAUGGCUUGCAUCACACUGAUUUAUUAUUAUUAUUAUUAUUGAUAAGAAAUACAUUGGAAAACAAAAGAUACCUACCAGGGUGGAUUGGCAGAUGAAAGCAGUGGUUUUUUUCUUUAAAAAUGUUUAGGAGUACUCUCAUUUUGACUAAAGAAAACCACCAUUUUAUAGUUCAAAUUGCGGAAAAUAAAUUCAGUAAAUGGACAAAAGUACAAAGAUUCACAAAAUGUUUAGGGGUAUGUGUACCCCUGCGUACCCCCAGAAAAAAGCACUGGAUGAAAUUAUUGGACUAUGCAAAGAUGGCUAGAUUAACCGGGAAAAUCAGAAACCAGGAGGAUCAAAACUUCAACAAAGAAUGGGACAAAUGUAUAUUAUAUUUGAAAGACCACUGUAAACACUUGAACUCUUUGGCAGGUUUUAAAUAACUCUUGCAAUGAUACAUAGAUUUUAGAGGACUGUAAAUUGGAUGGACUUAUAAUAUGCAGUUUAAAAGUUACUUAAAGAACCCACGGAUGGGAAGAGGGAAGUCUUGAGAUUUGGAAGAAUCUUGUGUUUAUCCAAAGAGCAUCAGGCUGAUUUAAAUGGGCCUUUAAAAAAAGGUAAAGGGACCCCUGACCAUUAGGUCCAGUUGUGAUCAACUCUGGGGUUGCGGCGCUCAUCUCGCUUUAUUGGCCGAGGGAGCUGGCGUACAGCUUCCGGGUCAUGUGGCCAGCAUGACUAAGCCACUUCUGGCAAACCAGAGCAGCGCACAGAAACACCAUUUACCUUCCCGCUGGAGCAGUACUUAUUUAUCUACUUGCACUUUGACGUGCUUUCGAACUGCUAGGUUGGCAGGAGCAGGGACCAAGCAACGGGGGCUUACCCCAUCGCGGGGAUUCGAACCGCUGACCUUCUGAUUGGCAAGUCCUAGGCUCUGUGGUUUAAACCACAGUGCCACCCGCAUCCCAAAUGGGCCUUUACUACUCCAUAAAUAUGCCUCGGAACAAGAUGUCAGUGGGAUCAACUUUUAAUCUUAACAGCAGAAAGAGUGUUUCCCUAUGUUGCUAUCUGGCCGUUACACAAAUACCUGACUCCUGUAAGCGUUAAGAGCACAAUUUCCCCAUAUCUCGGAUUGCACAAACGUCUGUUUCAUUGCAGAAGAAUAGAGGAUAUUUCUACCUAAAUAAGGGUAUGUUGCUCAUAACGCCAAGGUUGCAGGGUCCCUUCCAGCUCAAGAAUUCUAUGAUUCCAAGCUCUUUUCAUCAGAUUGCUUUAUUGCAGAGAUGAGGAACCUGUGGCCCUCCAGAUGUUGCUUCCAUCAGUCCCAGCAAACAUGGCCAAACUCCAGCUUCCAUAAGUCCCAGCAAGCAUGCCCAACGGUCAGGGAUCAUGGGAGCGGAAGUCAAGCAACAUCUGUACAGCUAUAGGUUCCCAAUCCCUGUGCCAAAGAGUUUUUUCAGGCCCUAAACUGUGCAGUUAAUCGUUUUACAAAUAACGCUUGAAGCUGACGGAGCCAACUUUGCAUGAUACUACGGCAAAUGGGUCAUUUCUUCCUUUCCGUGUUUUAGCUCCUGCCUCCUGGUGCGUUGGGGAGCUUUGGGGUAAGACCCAGAACUGUAUCCUCGAACCAUGCAUAUAGCACAGGCGAGAGGAACGCCACCAAGUCCACUGAGCGCUUUCCGCUACCUAAGGAGGAGGAUUUGCCAAACGAUAUAGCAGAGCUUAUGAAGAGAGAAGAAGCAAAGGUAAGACUGACAUACUGGAAUCACCUUAUAAGACAGCUGAGCACCUAGCAGGCCAACUGGUUCACUCCAUUAGGUUUAGCAUGUCAGAGGCUUGCAAAAUUGAGGCAAAGAAUACUCGGUAGACUUUAUUUAAAAGCUGCCUUAAUCCCAGGUCAGCCAAUUUAUUCGCCUUGUCCUGCAUGGUUUUGCUGAACUGAACUACAACUCACAGCACCCCUGGCCAUGCUUCCUAGGGCUAUGAAAGUUGUAGUUCAGCAACAUCUGGAGGGUCAAAGGUUACCGUAUUUUCCACUCCAUAAGGCGUACUUUUUUCUUCCUAAAAAGUAAGGGGAAAUGUCUGUGCGUCUUAUGGAGCAAAUGCAUGGUCCCUGGAGCUGAAUUGCCCAGGGGCGAAAAGCAGAUCAUGCUUUUUUUGGGGAGAGGAAAGUGGGUGUUGAAACAAAGCCGCCGAUCGGCAAGUGAUCGGGGAGGGAGAUAAGGGACGCUAGCAAUAAAGGAGGCUGCCUGGGAGUGGGGAGGUAAAGACAGCAAACUUGCAAGGAGAGGAGACAGGAAUACUAAAGCAAUGAGGAGAGAAAUUAGAAGAAAAGGAGGAGCAAAAAACUGCUCCAGCUAAGGAAAAGACACUAAGGCAAACAAGAGGGAAGGGAGUGUUGAAAGGAAGCAGCUGAUAGGUAAGGGAUCGGGAGGGAGAUAAGGGACGCUAGCGAUAAAGGAGGCUGCCUGGGAGGGGGGAGGUAAAAGCCCAUGGCUCCUCAGUAUUUUUGCAUUGUGUCACCCCAAAUUCACCAUCAGAUCACAUAGCAUGUCCAUGGCUACAAUCUGCACCAAAAAACACACGCAUCCACUGUUUCGUGGGGCCGCAAUGGUGCAAAAACGUGGUUACAAAGCACGGAUCCACAUGGUUCCUCAGGAUUUUUGCAUUGGGCUACCCCAAACUCACUGUCAAAUCACAUGUCUGUGGCCACAGCAUGAACCACAAAAAUCAUACAUCCAACGUUUCAUUCAGAAUAUUUUUUUCUUGUUUUCCUCCUCUAAAAACUAGGUGCGUCUUAUAGAGCGAAAAAUACGGUAAUUAAGCACAUUAAGCACAGUAAAGCAUCAAGCAUGUUCCCCAUGUCUGGUCUAUUCUGGCUGGUAGCAGCUCUGCAGAGCCUCAGACAGCGGACUCUACCACUGCCUGAUUCUUCUGAGUAGAGAGAUUAGGCUGAGAAAUUAGGAUCUUCUCUGCAAAGCACGUCAGCUGUGGCUCCUCUCCGCUGCUUGGAUGAUUCGGAACGAGAGACUUGGCAUCAGCCUGCAGUUUUCUAGCGAAUGGCCCUUAGCUAACUGUGCCAUAUCUGAGAAUGGAUGGCAUUGUAUAGACUCUUCCCUUAACGGCAAUUUCAAGGUGUCUUGACUAGCUUUCCCCCCCUCGAUUCCUGACAGCGUGGGUUUUUGCCCAACGUGCUCAAGGUGAUGUCUCACCGCCCAGUAGAACUCAGAGCAUUCCUUGCUUAUUUCAGUGCCGUCGUGAACAAGGAGACAGGUAAGCAUGGCGAUCAGACUAUAAUCUUCUUUCCUGUCCCAACAGUCAUAAACCCCCAGUGGCAAUUUUAUUAUCAUCUACUUUUCUAUUUUUAUACCAGUUCUCAUAAAAAAAGAGAAAUCCCAGAGUAGUUCACACCAAAAUAUGCUGGGGUGGGCAUCGGCUCUGUGUGCACUCCAAAUUAUAGGGGAAAUUGGGCCGAUCUGGGGAAGGUCCUCAGGUUCCUGAGUUGCAUCAUACCAUGAACAAGAUGCCUCAAGGUGGACCUGGGGCUCCCUAAGCUUUUAAGGCGCUCUGGGGCUUCAGUUUUCUCCCACCCCCUCAUCAGAAAUGAAACCAAGCUGACUUAGACAACACCCAGAACUUGAGAGGAGGGAAGGAAUGAGGGCAGGAUGGGGCCAGUGCUGUUCACAGCACCCCUGAGCCAGGGCUUUUUUGGCUGUGGCUCCAAUCUGGUGGAACGCUCUGUCACAAGAGACCAGAAGAAGAGGAAGAAGAGUUUGGAUUUGAUAUCCCGCCUUUCACUCCCUUUAAGGAGUCUCAAAGCGGCUAACAUUCUCCUUUCCCUUCCUCCCCCACAACAAACACUCUGUGAGGUGAGUGGGGCUGAGAGACUUCAAAGAAGUGUGACUAGCCCAAGGUCACCCAGCAGCUGCAUGUGGAAGAGCGGGAGACGCGAACCCGGUUCCCCAGAUUACGAGACUACCGCUCUUAACCACUACACCACACUGGCUCCCAGGGCCCUGCGGGACUUGACAUCUUUCUGCAGGGCCUGCAAGACAGAGCUGUUCCACCAGGCCUUUGGCCAGGGCACAGCCUGACUCCCUCCCUCGGCAAUCUUCGCGGAGCUCUGGCCCAAUGGUUGCCAUUAAUCUGAUAUGAACUGGCUUCGGCUGGGGAGGGCGGGAUAUAAAUAAAAAAUUAUUUUUAUUAUUAUUAUUCAAAUCACCCCAGGGUGCUACGGCACACUGGUUGAAAACCUAGGCACUAAAGCAAUUAUAGAACAUAGUAGCAUAGUACCCUCAAACUCAGAUACAGGGUAUAAGCGCAUAAGCCCAGGAUUAAGUGACUCAUUCCCAUGACUAGAUAUAUGAUCCACCCAUGUCUUUCCUCCCACAGGAAACCUUAGCAUGGCUGACAAAGAGCUCAUUAUCGUGGCUACGAGUGUUGCAAACAAGGUUCCCUACUGUGCAAUUGCACACGGUGCCUUACAUCGGAUGUACUCUAAGAAACCAGUGCUGGCAGAUCAGGCGAGAAACCGUAUUUGCUAGUCUUAGUGUGUAUGUGCGCGCUUCACUUCUGUGCUGUUUUAACUAGCAAGCUUCCACUUGCCACCUUGCUUCUGCGCUUGUUCCAGGUUCAGGCAAAAAUCCGGGCUCUGCCUACAGCUUGCAAAAAAGAGAGAGAGAGAAGAAUGAAUUGCAUGGAGGGGACUUGAGUCUGAAUUUGAAUGCUAGUUUAUGCAAAUUAUUCUGGUGAAAUCUUUAUAGUAGGUUUUUUCCUUUUAGUGCAGUGCACUGGAAAUAUGAUUGUAAAUUAGCAUAUACAGUGGUACCUCAGUUUAUGAACUUAGUCCGUUCUUAAACCAAAUCUGUUCUUAAACCAAGGUGCGCUUUCCCUAAUGAGGCCUCCUGCUGCCGGUGCCCUUCCACUGUUCGGCUUCCAUUCGUAGACCGAGGUAAAGUUCACAAACCGGGACACUACUUCCGGUUUUGCGGAGUUCGUAAACCAAAUAGUUCGUAAACAGGACUGUUCGUAAACCGAGGUACCACUGUAUAGCAAUUUAAAAGAAACUUCAAAAGAUUACUGAACAAAAAUUUUGGGAUUAUAAUUUAUUAUAUUCAUAUUUAUACAAACCUAUGAUUAGUUUAUAUUAGCUUUCUGUAACCUGGUGGCCUCCAGAUGUUUUGUAGUGGAACUUCUAUCAUUCCUGAUCAUUGACCAAGCUGGCUGCAGCAGAUGGAAAUUGGAGUCCAUCUAAAAGCAGCAGGUUCGGGAAGACUAUAACAUUACAAUAUGCUGGGCACUUUAUAACUAGAUAAGUGCAUUUAAAAGCCUUAUGCGGCAGUGUUUAAAAAGGCCCUUGCCCAAGGCUAAGAACUGUAUGGAAAAGGUCCGUUUGCUAGGUGCUAAUUCUCAUGCCACAAAGCUGAGGAGUUUGCAUUUGGCAAUAUUCCCUUUUCUGUACAGCCAAGCUGGUUGCAAGUAUAUUGCUCUGCUUUCUUUUGGACGACAUCAGCGAGGCUGAGAUGGUGGGUCUAGUUGUCUGAGCAUCCCUGGACCUCCAUACACACUGCCCAGGUUUGCGUCCUAGGGAGGUCAAAUCACUGCUGCUAACUUAGUGGUUUGACUUCACCCCCGGAGGCGCACUCCAUUGUUUCUUGAGACUGCCGAAUGCCAAAAACCCAAAACAAGAGCAAAGAUUGGGGGAGCACUUUACUUCUUUGCAGCGAUGCAUUGCAGUUCAUAUUCAAGGUCACUCCCUAAUCCUUCUUUUCAGCCCUCGGUCUGUUUGUCACUGGUCUGAUGCUGCCUGUAUAUAUGUCCUUUAUGUCCCACACUUGGCCAUUACGUACCCCAGCAGCUGUGUUUAUGAUUUCCUGCUGCUUUGUUUCUGUGCAGAUCACGGUGAACUGGAAAAUGGCUGACCUAAGUGAUCGUGAGCUAGCCAUGCUCGACUUUGCACUCGCUGUCUGUCGAGCAGAUACCAUCACCAAAGAACACUUUCAGAAGCUGGAGGCACACGGGUUUGACCGAGAAGAUGCCUGGGACAUAGGCGCCAUUUCAGCCUUUUUUGCCAUGGCAAAUCGCAUAGCUCAGUUCACAGAUAUGCAGCCAAACCUAGAAUACUACACCAUGGGAAGGACACUGAGAGAGAAAGAGAAGACCAAAUAGCACCCAAAUCUUUGGGAGGAAAUUGGACUCCAGAUGCUAGGGCCAAAGUUCACUAAUUAGUAAGUGGCGGGUACAAGUUAAAAAUGGCAGGCAAAGAAUCCAAUGAGAAGGGAAAUGUACUUUCUAUUGCAAAAUAGUCCUGAAGUGCUAUUUUUCUAGAAAAAGAGGUGCUGGAACUCCCCAUGAAUGCCUCCCUUGUUCUCUUAUAAUGGCACCCACUUAAGAGGUGCUGGAGCUGAGUUCAGGUGAGUCCGCCCUGAAAAAAGCCCUGCUGAAGAGGAUAGCCCUUUACAAGUACUAUAUAUAAACUAUAUCCCUAUAUAUCUUCUUAGGAACAUUUCCAUCUGCACCAUCUCAAACUCAAAUCAUAAAGAUGUGAAAGGUUUCCCAAGUUAUCUGUUAAGAUUAAUAGGGCGAGCCUACGAAGAGUAAUUACGGAGCCUCUCAUUUCAUCAUCCUGUGUCUUCCAGGAAAUCAAUAUUUAACCCUGGUAUGCUAGGAAGCCAGUGAAAAUAUACAGCUAAAUAAAUAACCAAGAAAGUAAAUCUCUGCAGGUUUAAUGAUGUACUUUGAUCAUUGGAUUCCAUUUCAGACUGGUAAAUAAGUAAGAUAAAAAUGGUCAAGUAU